AUGGCUCCAACCUCUCGCAUCUCGCAGUUCCCCCAUGUCGCUGGAGCACCCUGUCCGUUCACAGCCACCACUUCAGGCCGUUCAACGCCACCACCCGAAGCGGUUCACCGUAGCAGAACCCUGGAUCCCGCUGCCACUAUGUCUCUCUCCUGCUGCAGCAUGGCUCAGCUAUUGUACUUGGUGGAGGGCAGAGCUUUUCCUCUCUGGAAUGCAAGUGUUCAUGAGAUAGGAGCAGAGAAGGAAGAUGGAAUCUGUUGGCUACGGUGGAGGGUGCAGGAGGAAGAGGAGUGUGGACGGCCGCUCACCGCUGGCGCCGAACGGGCUUUGAGCCUUGCAUCGCCAACCGAAGUUCGAUCUGGCCCCUAUUGCAGUACGACGUGGGGGUCACCGAGGUUUCCUCCACUAGAGCCACUGCGGCCCACGGCAGCCCAUGGUGGUGGAGUUCGUCGCGUCCAUCAGUCCAACCCCAUGGCUUUAGUGCGUCCGAGUUUCGUCGCGGCCAUCAGUUCGAACACCUGCAUCACUACAUGUGUUGCAACCAUGGCCAUUCGUGUCACUGCAUGCUCCGUCACCGGCCUCCUGCGCACUGUGACCCCUGCCGCACUCCUUCCUCUCCCUAAAGCUGCUCGUGCCCACCCAGGCUUGAUAUCCUGCUGCAGUGAUGAGCUCCUGUACAUCGCCGAAGUUCCAUACCUGCUCAACGGCACCAGCACGACGAUGCAGCAGCUAGGCUGA
Triticum turgidum subsp. durum (durum wheat) is the source of this 735-nucleotide messenger RNA. The record is from the annotation of a GenBank genome assembly. NCBI's taxonomy places the organism in Eukaryota, Viridiplantae, Streptophyta, Magnoliopsida, Poales, Poaceae.